Messenger RNA from Homarus americanus (American lobster), 3751 nucleotides. RefSeq names its product FMRFamide receptor-like. The transcript has 9 exons. The record is from RefSeq and is a predicted model, not a curated record. NCBI's taxonomy places the organism in Eukaryota, Metazoa, Arthropoda, Malacostraca, Decapoda, Nephropidae. Gene Ontology annotation, molecular function: G protein-coupled receptor activity. Gene Ontology annotation, biological process: G protein-coupled receptor signaling pathway. The coding region runs from base 320 to 1705 and encodes 461 amino acids. Gene Ontology annotation, cellular component: membrane.
AUUACUCCCGCCACUCAAGAUUCGCCACCUACCACCUCUGCUGUCAGUGGCCGUCAUCACCCCCACGCAGAUUCGUGGAGUCAAACAGGGAAGAAACGGUCUUUAGUGAAGGAUUGUCUCGCCUAUAGGACUUCACAGAAGCUGGGGAGGGACGUGAGGCCAGGCCGGAGCGUGAUAGGCCGUGAGGUAACCUGACCCACUGUACCGCCACCUUAACCCACCAGAGUGAUGAGCCAGAGAGAGUCUUAGAUCCUAUUGGCAGUCUACCUAUGGAGUCUCUUUUGUUUUGACGACUCUCUACUCUACAGCCACCACCAAGAUGACUCUCAACACUACCCUCUUGGAGACCAUGGAGGAAGAAUUCAGUACCGAGGGUUCCAUAAUGGAUAAUGAGACGUUGAUGGAAGUGGGUGAUUUAAUGUGUUUGGAGACUUACAAUGCCACCGCGCCAUCACCCAGGCUUUUGCGGUUCAUCGUGUAUGGUUUCUUGUUAACCACUGUUGGCUUGCUGGGGGUGGCAGGCAAUCUCAUAUCCAUUACAAUAUUGUCUAGGCCCAAGAUGCGAUCGUCUAUCAACUGCUGUCUAAUCGGCCUCACCUCCUUCGACAUGAUCGUCACCACCACAUCCGUGCUUAUGUUCGGUCUGCCGGAGAUCUGCGAGUACACACACACAAUGUUAUGGUACUCUGAGGGCGUCUACCAGAGAGUCACGCCCUUCGUCUUCCCUCUGGCGCUAGUGGCACAGACGGGAUCGGUAUAUUUGACAGUGACGGUGACAGUAGAGCGUUACAUAGCAGUGUGUCGGCCGCUACGUGCAAGGUAUCUCUGUACAUAUGGACGGGCAAAGGUGUACGUGAUCAGCGUAGCUCUGUUCUCCAUCCUGUACAACAUACCGAGGUUCUGGGAAGUGUCUAAUAAGGAGUGUAAUGUAGACGGCGAGACCUUUGUGAUCGUGGUACCGUCAGCGCUGCGUCUGAACCCUUACUACAUAGAGAUCUACAUCAUGUGGGUUUACCUGAUAGUCAUGUACCUGGUCCCCUUCCUUAGCCUCAUGAUCUUCAACUUCUUCAUCUAUAAAGAGGUCCGGGCAGCCAAUCACGAGCGCCAGCAGCUGAGUCGACUACAGCGGAAGGAGAUUGGUCUGGCAGUGAUGUUGCUGGUCGUCGUCACGGUGUUCUUCGUUUGCAAUGUUCUUGCCUUCAUCAUAAACGUCUUGGAGCUUCUGGACAUCACCAUUGCUGAACUGACGAUGUCCAGUAACCUCCUCGUCACCAUUAACUCGUCCGUUAACUUCAUCAUCUACUGUAUCUUCGGACAGAAGUUCAGGAAGUUGUUUUUGAGGAUGUUUUGUUCGGGUUUCCUGUUUUGUGCCAGGGGAAGGGACGCAUCCCUAGACUCGGCAGCCUACGGCAACAACAGUAUUUACGGAGAAUCUCGAACCUUGACCAACGGCAAGAUGACUCAGACUAUUCGACUGUCUUCUUGGAACGGAUCACACCAGUCAGGUCGAUCAUUACACCCGCAUGACAUCCACGGUCACCACGGCCACUCCUGCAGCGGGACUUCCUGGCGUGCCUCUCGCUACUCCAGCAUACCCUUAGGAGACUCCUCCACGCCUAGGACAGCCUCCACUUCCUUCACCCCCUCUAGAAGCCCAUCAUUAGUGCCCCAGCGCACCCCUUCAGAGAAUGUCCACGUCCUCUGAAUAAAGGACACAGCAUCUUAACGUGUCGCAAAGUUUACAUAUCAGUUGUGGUGGCACAAACACUUUACGCUGUACACUUUUGGAUGCCGGUUUAAAAGUUUAGAGAAGACAACUUUCUCAUGUAGCAUGAACUGUAUUCCUCUAUAGAGAGCUGUGAACUUACAGAAAAGAGUCUCCUUAAUCCAUUAAUUUCCCUAUUUUUUUAAAGAAUGAACUCUGUAGACAUAUAAGUGUGACAUUCUGUGGUGCUCUGUGAAACAACCUCCAUGAUUAGUCGGGCUGAUGUGGGUGAUGCUCUUGACCUCUCAGGUUAGGUUGUCAGUUCUUCAAGAUUUCCUCCUUCUGAAGUGUCGAUCUCAGUAGCACACCUCGGCAGUACUCUGGGUACAUCACCUCAUUAUGAAAUGUUUCCUCAGUAGAUAGGUAACAUGAUUUCUCAGAGGCUCUACAAAUAGUUCCCCAGCAUGAGGAUCCCCAGAAAACUGAACCAGAAUAUAGGUGGUGGAAACAGGGGCAUCUAAGGGAGGGGAAACAACUGAUAACAACUUGGGGAGGAUAUGAAUAUGAAGCCUGGAAAAACCUGAAAGAAGUGAAGCAUGAAGCCUCCAUGAUAUAACUUGAAACAAAAACAAAUUACAGUGAAGAGGAUAAAAAAUAAGAGCUGUAUGUGUCUAGCUAAGAGAACCAUCAAAGAAAUGAAUCACAACUUCCAAGGCUGAGGACAAAUAUGAGGUACUUUCAAUCUAUACCUCUCGUCCACCCUAAACCAGUGGAGUGGUUCUUCACCUAAGACCCGGAUUUGUUGACAGUGAAAACAUUCCUAGUUGCUUAGUGACUCAUGAUCGUGUGUUGCUAUGAGUGUGACAUACUGUACAUAGAAAGCAAUUACACAGAUACUCAGAAGUUUCAGUAAAAGACGCUACCGUGUGUGUCUGCAGUGAACCAAACAGGAAAUGUAAAGACUUAUUUCAUAUUUACAUAGACAACAAUUCAGUCAUUCCAAGGUUUUUCUAGAAUUUUAGCAUUUGUUUUAGAAAGGCCCCCCCCCCCAAAAAAAAAAAUUAUCAAGCUGUCCUAAGAUCAUACAACCAGAAAUAUUAUCAGCAUGUUUCGAAUGCAUUUCUGUAAUUGGUGAUGAGAUAACCUGUACCCUGCAAGCCAGAAGCAACACUACCAACAGCUGUAAUGGAGAACGACAAACACAGCCUAAUAAUGUAUGUGGAGAAACUAUAAGACUGAAGAAAUAGGAGAAUAUUAUCCUUCGUAUGUUUAUGGCGCCUACACUCCUGGUGACGGCUGCGUACUAAUGUUAAUGUAAGCAUAAUUAACACACAACAUGUACAGUAUAAUUAUCUCCAUUCCUAAACCUAUCAUGUUUGUCUUAUUUGUAUAAUGUGAUAAUCCCAGAGAGAAACGAAGUGAAAUUAUAGAAUAUGUCUAUUAAUCUAGUCAAAGUUGAAUGAGAUUGUAAAGAACUAAGACAAUAUUAAGUGGAAAUUAUUAAACAAAAUAAAUAAAAACACUGUCAAAGUAAAGUAACCUGAGGAAAAUACUUUGAGCUGUAAUACUGUGGAGAGGACUGAGGCUCCACACCAUUACAUACAAAGUAGUUUUGAGAGAAGUGAAGGAUGACGAACUAGUAAUAAAUUAAACCUUAAAUGCAUGUCAGUGUUUAGUAUGUCAAGAGAUAACUAAGGGUGUGUGUGUGCGUGCAUGUGCUUAUGCCCUACAUAAUAUACUGUAUUUGAUAGCCAAUAUCCUUACCUGUGCUCACACUUGAGGUUAUUGACAAUCACUGUUAACUUAAAGAUGUACUGUAUGUGGGGCCAUGUUGACCACUUGGAUCCCAUCAUAGUUGUAAGUGAGCAUUAAAAAAAAAAAGUAUAUAUAUAUUGUAUAGAUAUAAGAUUGAAAAGUUGUAAGUGUGGUGGGGCAGGUAGAGCAAGACUUACCAUGUGUAUGUGAUGAAGUCUGUGUUUAUUGUUGCUGGAAGGUGAUCCAUGUUAAUGUAUAAAAUGGUCUCUCUCUCUCUCUCUCUCUCUCUCU